This is a messenger RNA of Astrephomene gubernaculifera, 6377 nucleotides long. The record is from the annotation of a GenBank genome assembly. NCBI's taxonomy places the organism in Eukaryota, Viridiplantae, Chlorophyta, Chlorophyceae, Chlamydomonadales, Astrephomenaceae.
AACUUAUCCCUCCACCUUUGCGGCACCUCGCACUGGUUACCGUUAUAGACCUGAAGUGUAGAGUUCAAAGUAGGAAAUGCAGUAGCCACUAACUGGCUCCCAUUCCGUGAAGUUCCCGGCCUCUUUUCACACGGCGACGAGCGGCUGCACGCGCUUGCCAGUUACAAUGAGGAUAUUAACAUGUGUAACGAUCCUAGCCUCCCUGCUGGUAAUAGCAAGCGCGGGUCGUCAGCUGACGUCGGUGAGGGCAAUGAAGAACGAGGCGCGGGGGUUCGACUAUUUCAUGUUUGUCAGGCAAUGGCCAGGCAACUACUGCUCCAAGCACUCAUGUCCCCUCCUCCAUAACCGUGGAUUCCAUUUCACAAUCCAUGGACUUUGGCCCAACUACAACGAUGGCACGUGGCCGCAAUUUUGCGACGCUCACUACAAGUUUGACGACCGACAGCUUAGCGAUAUCGAGGAUCAACUUGAGGAGGAAUGGCCCAGCUUUAUGGGGGACGACGACACAUUCUGGGACCACGAAUGGUCAAAGCAUGGCACCUGCGCGCUUGACGUGAUGCCUAGCGAGCACGAUUUCUUUAAAACCGUUCUUGAUCUGCACCGCCGCUACGACCUUACGGCCGCACUCAAGCAGGCCAACAUCCUGCCCAGCCGCAAUGCGGUGUACGACGCCAACGACCUGGUAACCGCCAUCAAGGACAUGUACGGCGUACGGCCGCUCGUACACUGCUACGGCAAGGAGCUGUCCGAGAUCUGGAUGUGUGUCGACAAGGACCUCAGACCCUUCGACUGCGACACCUCCCACGAGUCCAACACCUGCCAGCAGCUCACCAUUCCGCCCAUCAGCCCCUCCUCAUCCGGCUCCUCUUCCGGCUCCUCCUCUGCCUCCUCCUCCUCCUGCUCCUCCGGCUUGCUUGCGGUGCUGUCGCUGACAGUGCUGUUCGGCGCAAUGCUGUACGGGUAUCGCCGCCGGGUGGGUCCGGCUUACAACGCUGUGGCUGACAGGUUGGGACCGGCUUGCAGCGCACUUGCAGACAGGGUGAGGGCUGCUUGCGGCAGUGCGUUUGAAUGCAGCAACAGCUGGAACAGCGUCCCCAGCGGUGCUGGUUGCGGAGGAGGAGGUGGCUGCUGUGUCGGCAAGGGCGGCUACUGCGGCGGUGGUGGUGGUGGUGGUGGUGGUGAGGAGGGCUUGAAGGAGCCGCUAAUGAAAGGCAAGGGGGAUGUCGUCAUGGGCGGCGGUAACAACGGGGCUUUCCUGCUGACGUCAUCCUCCGUGUCAGCGGCAACAGCGGUGGCGCCGGCGGCAUUUUCGUGCGGUGCGUGCGGUGGUGGGAGCAGUGGCGACGACGACGGCGAUGUGACUGGGGCGGGGGUGUGGGGUGGGGGUGGGGUACAGCUGGGGCUGCCGCUGUCGCCGCAGCAGCAGCAGCAGCAACAGCAGCAGCAGCAGCAGCAGUACGCGCCCGUGCUGUGAGACGGGGCUCUUCCAUAUGCGUGCAAUGGGUGCGGAAUGGUUGCUGGGAAGGUUCUGUUGGUUGGGAGGCGGGGUGGCCGGGGUUUUUGGAACGGAGGCAUCCAGCUGAAACGCGCGCUGCUUCCCCUUUCUAUUUCGAGCGCGGUCGUAGCCGUACCUUCGUGCUACACCGUCAGGGCAGUCAGGGUAUAGCGGUACGGUGGUUAUAUAGCAGAGCCACAUGCACAGCUGGUCGGUACGAGAGCUAACCCGCGGUGUGAGUGAGUGCGAGUAGUGUCCAGUCAACUGGGCUCAAAUCCAGUGCGAGUACGUGGGUGUAAGAUGGAAGGUGGUGUGGGGUCGUGGGGCGCACACGUUGCGAUGCGGUCUCUUGAUUGUUAGUAUGUAUGUACGGCUUAUCUCCCAGCGGGCGGGUAUGGAGCCCGGCAGGGGUUGCUGUGUCUUUUGACCUCCGACGUCGUGAGAAACGUGGUAAACGUGCGCCGCUGUAAGUGGGUAGGCAAGCGGAUGGUGAUGUGGGGGUGUGGGGGUGGUCGCAUGGGUUCGCCCACCCCUCCGGUGUUUCCGGUGUUUCCGCGGCUCAGUUUAUCUAACCCCUCCGGUGUGGUGUGUGGAGGGAACAGCGGGGAGGGUAUUUGUAGCAGUACCUUCGGCUCAUGUGUGGGGCCGGAUUCGGCCGGUCGUGCCACCAGUCGCAGGAUUGGUGACUCAGAAGUCCGAUUCAGAGGGUAGGAGUGGGAUUCAGGCGGGCCUUAUGCGGAGCAAUGGCUGGAGUGGCGACAUGCAUUUGCGCAUUCGACACAUGAUGUACAAUAUACGCUAUGGGGUUGCUUGUAGAUUAUCGCAUCAUGGCAUUUGUUGGAGCAGGCAGGAGCAUAAGCAUGCGCACGGGCGGGUUUGCAGUUUCGAGGUGUGCGUGUGCAGUCAUCCCUUGCACUCGACAUUUCCCACGUCGUAACAUCUUAAGCAACGUUUGUUAGAGGUUAGUUUAUAGGUUCGCUGCAUGGGGCAUCUCCGUCUGUUUUGUUGUCUCUAGGGUUCUCCUCCUCGUCAGUGGGCGAGCAGGGUUGGGACUUGGGAGCCGCGCUGGCUUGGCCCUUGGAGCCUUGGCUUGUCUGCCGACCGGCUUCCGGUGCGGGUUUGGGCGUCGUGCAUGUGUCGCAGCGUCUGCUCCUGUUGCUCACUGCAGUUGCGGGCAUGUUGGCAGCUCCGGAGGGCGCUGAGUGGCGGUGGUGUUGUUGGUGAGAGCUGGAGGGCGCUGCAACCAUGAAACCCGCGCUGCACCCAUGCUGUGUGAACGCAAGGGACGCAGCAACGGGGUCAUGUCCCUCCAUCCUCGUUCUUGUAAGGUUGUUGUAACUCACUGUUGGGUGUGUUCGGCACGUGCCGGGCAAACCGACGGCUCCAGCUGUCCCGACCGCCUGAGCAACUUUUAACCCACAGGUUCUCGACAUUUCCCGUCAUGAAACAGUCCAACGCUGUGGGGUGCUGCAGGGGGCCGUGGUCCGCAACCUGGUUGAAUGAAGACCCCCAUAACGAGUUUGUUUCCCUUCCUAGUCUGGCAGCCCAAGAGAGGCGGGACACUCCGCAAGGUUGCGCGGUUGUUUGAAUUGGUAACCGGCUGCUUGAAUUGGUCGGGGUUUAGUUGAGGGCAUGCACAGGUAGGACGGCAUGUAGGCUCGGCAUUAUGUUAGGUUAGGGUUCCCCACGCCAACUGCCCAGCUGGUUAGGCCUUCGCAUGUGCAGUAGGCUUGCAUCAAGGUAUUCGUGUGAUUUUGAAUAAGGGUCAACUGGGCUGGCUUUCGGUACUGGAUUGGCGAAAGCCAUGCGGCCUGCGGGAUCUGCUUGCAUGCACGUGGCCUGUAGGUACCCGAACGGCAACUGCAUAAGUUCGGUAGAGUCUUAAUCUCAGCACACCCAAAUACAUUUUUGCUGUAAUAAAGGAAGAUUUCAUGCCGCACCAACGCUGAUCGAUAGCCCUACUCCAUCAUCAAUACGAAUUGUCACUCGAUAGCCAUGUCGCUUCUCGGUCAGCGCCAGCAAGUAAAUGUGCGAGAGACGUCUUCCGUCUCAGCACAGCGUAGGCUGCUGGCGCCCUUUCGGGCUUUUCGCGCACCGAUUGGGCGUGGUGCGGUGGCCGUAAGGUCGACAGCGACGCAGGAUGCGAGCGCGUCGACCCUUAGCCGGGCAGAUCCUUCGCCGGCCCAUCAGCCCUGCGCUUCAUCACAACAACAAGCCAGCAGCUCCUGCUGCGGCUCCCAGGACGCUGGAUUUCAAAAGUUCCUGGAUGCCGUCAAGAGCGGAGCCAACCUGAUUCCCCUCAGCAAGCGCAUCUUCUCCGACCACCUCACGCCCGUCUCAGCCUACCGCUGCCUUGUCCCCGAAUCCGACUCCCAGCUCCCCUCCUUCCUGCUUGAGUCGGUGGUCAACGGCGACCAGCAGGGCCGCUACUCCUUCCUGGGGUCCGCCCCCGCGCUGGAGGUGGUGGCCACUCGGGAGCAGGUGGUGCUGCUGGACCACGUGGCGGGCACCCGCACCGUGAGCAGCAUGCAGGACCCCAUGCAGCUCCCCGAGUCGCUCAGCCGCAACUGGCGCCCAGCCCGAGUGGAGGGCAUCCCCGACGUGUUCACGGGCGGCUGGGUGGGGUAUGCGGGGUACGACACGGUGCGGUACGUGUACGGCAACAAACUGCCGUUCGAGGAUGCGCCGGAAGACGACCGGCAGCUGCCCGACCUGCACCUCGCCCUCUACUACGACGUGGCGGUGUUCGACCAGGCCACCAAGGUGCUCUACCCGAUUGCCUGGGUGCCGGUGGGAGAGCAGGACGCCUCCAACCCCGCCGCCCUACGUGCCGCCUACGACGCCGGCCUAGCUCGCCUGGCCCGGUUGUCGGCCCGGCUCUCCGCGCCCCCGCCCGCCGCCAGCCUCACUCCGGGGGCCAUCAGCUUGGACCUCAACAAGCGACCCGACCUGCCGCAGGGCUCUAACAUGAGCAAGGAGGAGUUCAUGUCUGCUGUGGCCGCCACCAAGGAGCACAUCCAGGCUGGCGACAUCUUCCAGCUGGUGCUCUCGCAGCGCUUCGAGCGGCGCACCUUCGCCAGCCCCUUUGAGAUAUACCGCGCGCUGCGGGUGGUCAACCCUUCACCCUACAUGGUCUACAUGCAGUCCCGCGGCUGCCACAUCGUGAGCAGCUCCCCCGAGAUCCUGUGUAGGGUGGACAACAAGCGAGUGGUCACCAACCGCCCGCUGGCAGGCACCCGGCCGCGGGGGGCGGAUGUGCAGGCGGACAGGGAGCUGGAGACCGACCUGCUGGGCGACCAGAAGGAGCUAGCGGAGCACGUGAUGCUGGUGGACCUGGGGCGGAACGACGUGGGCAAGGUCUCCGUGUCCGGCAGUGUUGUUGUCGAGAAGCUGAUGGAGGUGGAGCGAUAUAGCCACGUCAUGCACAUCAGCUCCACAGUCACCGGCCAGCUGCUGCCGGCACUGGACGCAUGGGACGCGCUGCGGGCCGCGCUGCCCGCCGGCACGGUGAGCGGCGCGCCCAAGGUUCGUGCCAUGCAGAUCAUUGACCAGCUGGAGGUGAACAAGCGGGGGCCGUACGGCGGAGGUAUUGGACACGUGUCGUUUACAGGCGCCAUGGACAUGGCCCUGGGUCUGCGCACCAUGAUCAUCCCCGACGCCGCCGCGGACACGUUGUACAAGUACGACACCCCCGCCGGCCCCGCCUGCCCCCCUCGCCGUGAGUGGAGUGUGCACCUGCAGGCGGGGGCGGGCAUUGUGGCGGACAGUCGGCCGGAGGCGGAAUAUGAGGAGACGGUGAACAAGGCGGCGGCGCUGGGGCGCGCAAUCGAUCUGGCGGAGCAGGCGUUUGUGGAGGAUGGCCGGGCGGCGGUGUGAGGGGAGGAGGGAGGAGGGAAGGAUAUCCGGUGUGUUGUGUUUUGAGGAGGGAGGAGGCAGGAGAAGAAAGGGGGAGGCCGGGAGCUCCGGGCCCCUCGGAUGUGUGUUGGGAUGUGGUUAGAGGUCCUGGGUGAAGGAGGAGGGUGUGCGCGCUGGGACGGGAGGCAGGAGGGGUACAUGCAUGAGGGGCGCGAAACGGUGGGGGACUUGUGGCGUGGCAGGUGGGAUGGUGCGUCGUGGUUUUGACGGUAGGUGUCUGGACGGAGGGUGCUGAUCAAUGGGAGAAGAUAAGACGAAUGACCGUACACGAUUCUGGGUGAGGGCGGCCACAUGCAUAUGCGGGUGGGGCUGCGGCGGCCUUGCUGCUGCUGCUGACUGUGAUUGUGGCGGGGUGUUGUGGUGGGUGGUGGUAAGAUGGGUAAAUCGUGGCGUCGCUGUGGGGAGGGAGGAAGGUUUGGGUGCCUCUCUCCCUCCGGGGACACCUGGGGCUGAUUGAGGGCUCUUCUGCGGAGCGGCGAGCGACAGCUGCUUGGGACAGAUGUGCAUGCAGCUAAUUAAGGACCUACAUUUAAGGAUCUACAUGAAUGAUGAACAGCGACGUUGCGACACAACUGAGCUACCGUUCAGUGUCACACAGGUCGCGUUAACUAGGGCCCUCGGGUGCCUGGGUCCUACAUGUGCGGUCGAGAGAUGCCGUACACCCGUUUGAUAGUACGUAAAGGGGUGUGCGAAACGAGGCAUGAGUUUGGCCGUACAUGCGAAGAUCCAGCUUACAUACAUACAGGGGUUAAACAUGGCGUUGCCUUACACGCAAUCGGUUACUUAAGUAUGUAUGGCAUGUACAUUGAAGACGAACAUUACACGGCCCGCGGUGCAUACACGGCCCAAAGCCCCUGAAACUACACCCGCUAAACCCCGGGUGGCAAGUUUGACCAGGCAACUGCUGCCGUACCAACUAACAAGGAACAACAACUAUCUACAACAACUACGCAACGGGCAACGUACA